Paramuricea clavata is the source of this 13069-nucleotide messenger RNA. NCBI's taxonomy places the organism in Eukaryota, Metazoa, Cnidaria, Anthozoa, Malacalcyonacea, Plexauridae. The record is from the annotation of a GenBank genome assembly.
UUUCAAAACAAAAUAUGAAAAAUUUUACUCUGUCCAUUGUCCGUGAAAAAUUGAUAAAUGUCCGACCAUAUUUUUUCGUUUUUCUGUUAAUUCGACAAUUUCAUUUUCUUCUUUCAGAAUAUUAUCCUUUGCAAGAGACUAUGCCACGAAACGUAUUGCAUUUCAGAAACAUUUGAUCAAACACCCACUACAUAUGCGUACCCUUGCAGCCAUGGAGGUAUGAUUGUUUACUAAGGCCAAGCAGAUGGUAGUCAAUGGACCACUUGCUUGUUAGACUAAAUUUUAAUCUAAGUAAAGAGAAGGGAAUCAAACACAACAGCUUAAUAGAACAUAAUGCGGAAAUUAGUAAAAUUGCAAAAUUGGUUGCGAAAUGAUGUAAAGCUUGGAAAAUAUAGUCUUGCAAAGUUUGCAAAUUUUGGAUAUGUUUGUAUUACGUGCGGAAAUUGUCACCAUUUUCGGCUCAAAAAUGGUAACAAUUUCCGCACGUAAUACAAACAUUUAUAAAAUAACAUGUAUAACACGCGUGCUCUGAUUGGUCGAAACCCGUGUUUGGAUCAGGCCAUCCAAACAUGGAAGACCAUAUGGUGUUGUUGUUAUUUUAUAAAACAAUUACUUUAUGGUUUCCGUGUUUGGAUGGCCUGAUCCAAACACUUGGGAAUGUUGCUCGAGUUAAGAAAAGCGCGCAAAAUCACUCGCCUUCGGCUCGUGUUUCGCGCGCUUUUCUUAACUCUCGCAACAUUCCCGCGUGUUUGGAUCAGGCCAUCCAAACACGGAAACCAUAAAGUAAUUGUACAAUACAAAAUAUGCAAAUUUCGCAAGGCUAUAUUUUCCAAGCUUUACAACAUUUCGUAACCAAAUUUUGCAAUUUUACUAAUUUGAAUAAGUUCUUUACGGCAAUUUACUUUUUUUGCCUAGAUAAAAAAUUAGUCUAACAUGCAAGUUGUCUAUUUCAGAAAUAUUACUUGCCACUAAAUACAAAACUACGCACGCAAAAAUCACACAUCUUGUAGCAAGUCUGCCAACAAGCCGUCAACAAAUUACGUUCGCACUGCUUGUCCCAAGUUAUCAACAAAUAUGGAGCAACUUGUUAAACACUAGUUGAUAUUAUCAGACUUGUUGCAACGUUGGUCUAACGUUGUCUGAUAAUAUCAACAAGGUUGUCACAACUGGAAACAAGUUGUUCCAUAUUUGUUGAUAACUUGGGACAAGCAGCGCGAACACAAUUUGUUGACGACUUGUUGGCAGACUUGCUACAAGAUGUGAGAUUUUUGCGUGUGUAGUAGGAGAAAAAUGAACAGGCACAGACUAUUUUCUCGCUCUGUUGGCUGAAGCUUGACCACCAUCAGCAACGCGAUAGUUCAUAGUGUAACGCAUCUUUUGCUAUACUCAAAAAUCAACAUUAUUUGAUAUUCAGGUUGAAACUCGUGCUAGCAUGUCGUUGGUUCUGGAACUGGCUAGACUACUUGGUUUACAAGAGAAUGGAAAAGCAUCGGAAAAUGACGAGCUUGUGUUUCGAUUGUUAACGCCAAUCACGAAACUCUACACUGCAAAACAGGUUCUGAUAAUUGAUCAUCAUUGUUUCAAUGUACACCCUUCAUUCGUUAUCCUUACACUGAAAAUGAUUUAUUUUCAGGCAGUCAGUGUCAUCUCUGAAGGAUUGGAGUGUUUUGGUGGUCAGGGAUACAUAGAGGAUACUGGAUUACCAGGGUUACUUAGGGAUGCUCAGGUACCGUAGCAUACUCGGUGACUGUCUAUCAGUUCUAAACUGUUCUUGCUAGAGGUCCAUGCAGUAGGGUCAUCUCUUAUCGAUCCAGUGCUACUACAUCGAUACUACAGGAGGAAACUAAACUGUUUUCCCUAGAGGUCCAGUAAGGAUCAUCUCUUAUUAAUCCAGUGUUACUAAAGGAGGAAACCUAAACUAAACUAACUUUAUUUAUACUGGAUAGCUCUAUUAUUUCUAAACUGUUCUUCCUAGAGGUCCAGUAAGGAUAAUCUCUUAUCGAUCCAAUGUUACUACAGGAGGAAACCUAAUCUAAACUAACUUUAUUUGUACUGGAUAGCUCUAUCAGUUAUAAACUGUUGUCUGUAUAGGUAUAGAAUAAGAACUAUUGAUUGGUUGGGCGAAAAUAAAAUACACACCUGACGAUGAACCGACCAUUUUUUUUGCGUAAAUCAAGACAAAAAGAUAGAUAAUGGGGUCUGUUAUGUCAGCAUCGAGUUCCCUAACCUUAUGCUGUUGACUAUGUACCAACAAUGCACCGUAUCUUUUUAGGUUUUGCCAAUUUGGGAAGGCACGACAAAUAUUCUGUCGCUUGAUGUUUUGCGAGCAAUCACAAAAACAGAAGGACGAGUGAUUCUCGCUUUUCGUGACGCGGUUAUGAAGAAAAUAUCACAUGCACGUGAACAAUCACGCAGCGAUCUGGUGAGCGUGUGUGAUGUUCUCGAGAAAGGACUGGGGGAGAUUUUGGAGUUCUUACAACAUGCUGCUAAGGAGGGGCCCGAGUAUCUUGAAAUACCAGCCCGAGAUCUGGCUUACAGCCUGGCGCGGGUGUAUGCAGGUUAGCGAAGGUGUACUCGAGAAAUCUUUUUUCGAUCAAGCGCGAAAAUAUUGGAAAAUGAGAAUAUUGAGUUUGAGGUAAAUAAUAUUUUUCUCAUCAUCUUAGCAAGGUAACCAAACAUUUUCAUUCUAUUUCUAGGUGCCUUACUUAUUGAGCAUGCGUCCUGGUCAGAAGCGUGUCAUUCUGACGUUGCUGUCGCAAAAAGGUAAGACUUGUAUGAAAAUAAUAUGACCUCAGUCGCAUGUGAAUGCUUCCAAUUUGACCAAACAUUUGAUCUAGCCUUAUCUGCAAGGAGGGGUGCAGGUUUUCCAUGGGGUGGUGCAUGAGGGAGCCUUACUGCCCACUCUCCUCUGCAAUCUGCAACGCUACUAUCCCAACAUUACCAUUAUUUGAGAUGGCCAAAUCUGCAUGUCCGCCGUUCUGUUACGUUUUACAUUAUCUUUUAUUUAUAAAGUUUAUAUCGGCUUUUUAUCAUGUAAGCGUGACUGGACUCUUGUUAAAGUACAGUAUAUUUGAAAAUAUGGCUGUAUAACAACCUCGACAUGUUUACAUAUUUAACCAUGAUAUUUAACUAAAGCAUUCUGGGUAUUUUCUCGUGAGCUCGCAAAUCAAUUAAAUCGUUCAAGAAAUCGAUACGCGCUAACAGUAGAAGUUCCGCUGAUCGCCAUUCGAAAAGCAGAAAGUGUGUGGUCAAACAAAUUUUUUAGAGUGGUGCUGGACUCACUAGGGCAGAGUUGUACCCCAGAUCCGCCCCUGACCAAACACCACAGGUUUUGCAAUCCGGUUUCCACCUAUACUAGCACUGAACCAGUAAAGGAUGAUCCUUAUUAGACCUCUAGGAAGAACAGUUUAGAACUGAUACAUUCAUGUAUCUACUUGUUUACAGAUGGUGUUCACAAAACCUUUCCCCAGUAUUCCGUUGUCACACGCUCGGCGCUUACACCUCUGGAGAAUCCUCAUUAGACUAUGAAAUUACAAUGAAGGGGCAUCCACAAUUUGAAUAAGAAACUGUGAUAACUGUCUUAAGGUAAGUCCUAUUAAGGUAAUGGCUAUUAAAGUGUGACUAACCCCAAAUAUAUAUUUUGAUGUGUGUAGUAUUUGGGUCAUUCAAAGAAGAAAUGUAAUGUAUCUUUAUAGUAAAAAACCUCAUCUUGAUCAACUUUUUCACUGUCAAAGUUUCAGAUAAGAUAUCACUAGGUAGAUUUUUGGUACAAAAUACAAAGGAAAACUAAUUUGCAAUUUACCUAAUGACAUCAUAUCCGGAAACUUUGACCGUGAAAAAGUUGAUCAAAUAAUUUACACAUACCAAAAAUCAUAUUUGUGGUUAGUCCCACUUUAAGGGCAUAUGCUUCAUAGGUCAUUUUCAUGUGCCAUUCACGAGAAAGAAUUUAUUAUAUUGAACUCGAAACGUGUGUUAGGAGACGAUGCGAUGGCCUGUGGAAGAUUUUAUUUGUUGCGCUGUACAUUUCGUAUUUACAUAGAUAUGUAUAUUUUAUAAUAUAUUUGGGUUGAGAAGCGUUCAUUCGCUAAGAUUUUGAUCCUCUUUUUUAUAACCUCUUUUUGUCUUGUGAUAAAUUUCGUCUGUAUCUUCGGUAUAGAUUGCUUCGUUUGUCAUUUCUAUCGUAGUUAUUGCCCAUGUACUAAACAAAGAACAAAUAUCAGUGAUUCUUAGGUCAACCUGUAGGUAACACAACCCUCCAGUAACUUACCGCGGUCAUUGGUAGAUCAGCUCUGAUUGUUAAACAGCAGUGUUUGGGACAUGAUUCGUCACACACUCUUGAACACAUUGCAUUGCAUGGGACAUUGCUGUCGUCUUCGGUCAUAUAAGGAUUACUGUAGUAUUGAUUGUUGUCAUAUGGGGAUGUUUGCGAUUGUGGGAACUCUUGGCUUGGCGUAACCGGUUUGACUGGUUUGAUAAAUGAACGUACUGGAGCUUUAGCUGGAAUCAAACAUGAAAAGCAGGAAUUACAGAUUUACAGUAUCAGUGCAUUACAUUAUUUUAUUGCGUGUAAUAAUCUUGCUAACUUUAUUAUACUGGAUAGCUCUAUCAGUUCUAAACUGUUCUCCCUAGAGAUUCAGUAGGGGUCAUCCAAUUUUGCUGCAAGAAGAUGGUUCUGUCAAAAAACCAUCCUUUAUUGGUCCAGUGUUACUAGUACAGAGCCCAUAUGCCAUGUGGAUGUAAGCAUAAAUUCUUACCAGAUCUGGGACAGUAUCCCCACUGCUUGUCUUGUUCAAAAUAAGGUGUAGUCGCACACCACAUUCUUUCGUUAUUCUUGGGACUAAGUAUGCAAUGAUAAUAUUGUGCUCCAUUGUAAGAGAACGGGAAAUGACAACACGAGCCCUCUCUCACUGUCCCUCCUAUUGUAUGAAUACAGUUCGCUAAAAAAUAAUAAUAAUAAUAAUAAUGUUACUCCCCUGUUUACAUCGUAUUUCAGAUCCUGAAUUUGCCGUUUUCAAAUGUUCCUCAAAUUUGUGGUCCAAAAACAAUGGAACAUUUGACCGUGACAACUGUAAAAUAUAUUUGGCUAUAUUUUUGUUACUUGUCUCAAAUGACAGAUAAGGGAGUAGUCAUUGGAUCAAAAGAGUCCGCCAACGCUUUGCCGAGAGUCGUGGGAUAAGGGUUUUCUCUGGGCGCUCCAGUUUUCUCCCGCAGGGUAGCCUGCGUGAAAUAUAUUUCAAGCAUAGAGCCUGACACGCAGGCUACCCACAGGAAAAGUUGACAGGGUGGGUUAGAAUAAACACAGUUAAGAAAGUUAUAUCACAAUUGUUGUAGAGAUAAAAUAGUCUACACUGCAAAACACGCCCGGCCUGCAACAAAGUUGUUGAAAACAGGCCUGAACAAUAUUUUGCUGCCCAUAAUGUCCCUGGUUAAGUUGUUAACAAUGUUGGUCAGCAGUGUUCAGCCUGAACAAUGCUGAACAAUAUUGUUAACUACCAUAACAAUAUGAGCAGCAAAAUAUUGUUCAAGCUUGUUUUCAUUAACAUUGUUACCGCCUGGGCGUUUUUUUGCUAUGUAGGAUAAGUAUGUAAUUAGCCAUUCCGAAGUUGAUGAGAGGACUGGGGACGAGUGUUAAAAACUGCCCAAAUUAAGAAAUGAACCAAAUGACUCGAUAGACCACCUCAAAAUUAGUAAGUAUACAAAGUUUGAAGACGUUUACAUGAAUACCCUUCGAAUAAUAAGCUUUCGAAAAUUGUGAAAUUACUGAUUAAAAGAUUGUUUUUGGGACGCACGUCCCAAAAACAAAAAUUACAAUACAUUUCAUAUAGUAAACACCACCAUUGUUGAAAGCUUAUUAUUCGAAGGAUAUUCUUGCAAACGUCUUCAAACUUUGUAUACUUACUAAUUUUGAGGUGGUCUUUUUAGUGAUUUGGUUCAUUUCUUAAUUUGGGCACUUUUUAACACUCGUCGUACUAAGCGUAUACUUUAUGUAAAGAUGUAAAUUUGCGUAUAGAAAUGCAAAUCGUAAUCGUACUCGUAGCCAACCAUAAAGCUAGCUAGGUGUGCUUUCCAAAAUGUGAAUUAGAUUCCAACAGGUAUAAACCUGCUGAAUAGGUCUUAAUACUCACAAGCACAUUGUUCCUUGAUGCAGGCCCUAGUCUCAGCCGCCGGUCCAAUACAGUAGAACCCAGGCCUACAUACUCUCGAUCGUCUGCGCGUCCCGACCCCACAAGAGACGCUACAUGGACCAUAAGACGACCAGGUCUCAUAACCAUCACUUCUGCCAGAACUUAGUGGUGAAUAACCAUUAUUCUGUCUUACAGAACUUGUUGGUACACUACCAAAAACAGGUCUGGGUUGAGUCUGAAUUCUCUUCCGUAACACAUUGUCCAGACUUUGUAUCUGUUGUUUUAGUGGUGCCGUGUAACUAGAUUGUGAAAAUUGGUUUGGGUUAGGCGUUACCCAGGCUGGUACUGUGUUAGGUUUAAGUACGUUUGCGACUCCGAUCUCAUUAGCAGUGAUUGUAUUCAUAGCAUGAGGUGUUGGAUUUGGUUUAGGUGUAGCAUGAUGAGCUGAUGACAUCAAUGCGAGCUCAGAAGCUGGUACAUUUGGAUUUUCCUGGGGCAUGUCAUUAUUUUGGGCUGUUGGUUUCGCGUCUUUAAGAAUCGUUGGUGUCGUUUUUCCAACACUUGCAGCCGAGGGCGUUGCGGUGCUCCCCUGAGGCUUCGGUGUCGUAUCGGAACUAGCCGGCGGCUUAGGUGAUGUAUCGGAAAGACUUAACUGAUUCGGCGUGGUAUCGGAACUACCCGGCGGCUUAGGCGAAGUAUUGGAAAGACUUGACUGGUUCGGCGAGGUGUCGGAAAGUCCCGGCGGUGUCGAUGAGGUCUCGGACGUUGCUGGUGCUUUCGGUGUUCCGUCGUUUAACGCGGGAAGUGUCAGAGUGCCAUUACCCAAUGGCGGAGGGAUUGGUGCGUUAUUUGUUACCUCGUUGUUCGGGGACGAUUUUGUUAGAUCAUUGUUGGGAGAAGAUGUAGUAAGGUCGUUGUUGGGAGAAGAUGUAGUUAGGUCGUUGUUUGGAGUUGGUGUCGUCUGAGUGUCUUGUGCUUCUGUUAUUGCUGCAUCGGAAUCUGUCGAGAAACGAAACACAGUCCUAAAUUUUAAUAACUUGAUUUUUACUAAUGACGGAUUAUCCAUCAAGACAUCCACAAGUUGUAACAAGGUUGUUGUCCAGCCGAUGUCAGGAUGUGUUCGCACUGCUUGUUCCCAGUUGUUGUGACAAGUCUGGAACAAGUUGUUAUCAUCUUGUUACAAGGUUGAUGACGGUAACAGACUUGCUACAAAUUGUUCCAAGAAGAUUAAUACAGACUGUUCGUAACAAGUUACUACGAGCUUGUUGUCAUCAACUUGUUAACAACUUGUUACGUGCAGACCAGAUAUCAGACUUGUUGGAACAACUUGUUGCGAGUCCGUUGGCCUCAUCAACCCUGUUACAAGAUGAUAACAACCUGUUCCAGACUUGUCAGCAACUGGGAACAAGCAGUGCGAACACAUCUUGUUGACAAGCUGGGAGAACUUUACGCGUAUACACACGUAAAAAUCUCAUAUCUUGUAGCAUGUCUGCUAACAAGCCGUCAACGAGUUGUGUUCGCACUGCUUGUCCCAAGUUGUCAACAAGUUUGGAACAAGCUGUUAACAACUUGUAACCAGCUUGAUGACAUUAUGGCAGACUUGUUGCAAGGUUGUUCCAACAAGUGCGAUACAGUCAUGAUAUAAGAAUAUUGUUACAACCUUGUGUUGUCAACUUUGUAACAUUCUUGUUUAUUGUGACUCUAUCAGACUUGUUAGAACAACCUUGUAACAAGUCUGAUAAUACCAUCAAGCUUGUUACAAGUUGUUAACAGCUUGUUUCAAACUUGUUACAACAACUGGGAACAAGCAGUGCGAACACAACUUGUCGACAGCUUGUGAACAGAUUUGUAACAACUUGUUUACAGACUUGUAGCAACUUGUGCGUUUUUACGCGUGUAGACGCUGUGCGCGAUCUCUAUAUUUAAACUAUACUCAAACACUUACUUGCGGCGUUUGACUGUGAUGACAAAACCACAUUCUGAAAAUCUUCCAAACACUCACGAGGUUUGAUAGUAAACACAUUCUUCUUGUUUAGCAUGACGUCAUCGUCUCUGUCUUGCACGUUCUCCGCGUAGAAGAUCACGUGACGUUGUUUAUGAUUGGCGUGUUUAAAUAUCGUCUUGAGUUUAAAAGCGUUGGCCGUUACUAAGUAACCUUCGGGUUUCAGACUCGAUACCACUCGCACAGGGCCACCAAGUUGAUUCACGAAUCUUAUACUGAUACAUUUGUCUGUUGGAGAAGAAAGGAAUUUCUCGCAUUUAAAAAUUCAAGAUUUUGAAAUGCAUUUUGUGAAAGUCAUUAAUAAUUCACGAAGAAAACCGUAUCUUUAUAUGUGAAAGAGAUUUCCCUUGAUUUACAUAAACUUUAUCUUUGAUUUUCUCAACUUACACAACGUAUUUUUUGAAAAUUACUUCGCCAAUGAACUUACUAGAUCCAUCGUUUUUGAAGCAAUUUAAAACAUUCGCAGUGCGUGUUUUGUCAGACCAAAAUAUACUUGGCUUCGCCUCGUAUCCUUAUAUCUGAUAAAACACUGCUGCUCAUGUUUUAAACGGUACAUAAAGCAUUUGCGUCCGUGUUGUAUCAGAUAUACAAUACGGCUGCUCAUGCUUUAUCUAUAACUCGUGAAACUCAUUAAUAAUUCAUGAAGAAAGCACAAAAGAAAUUAUGACCGUGAAGGAGUUUGUAUAUCUGAUACAAAAUCAUGCUGAUUUACAGAAACUUUAAGUUCAAUUUUCUCACCAAAUAUCAUUAGUUUAUUCGUUCGUCUCGAUGAGAACAUUCGUAUUCUUCAACAAUUAAAAAUAAAUGAAUGAUAUUUGGUGAGAAAAUUGAACUUAAAGUUUAUGUAAAUCAACAUGAUUUUGUAUCAGAUAUACAAACUUCUUCACGCUCAUGAUUUCUUCUGUGUUUUCUUCAUGAAUUAUUGAGUUUCACAAUGGUAUAUACACAAUAGCAAUGUAACAACAAACUGUUACGGAUAAUAUAAGUUGAUUGUAAUUGUCUGUGUAAGAAAUAAAUAAAGUAUGAAAAGAAAUCCAAAUGGGUGAGGAAAUUAUUGGGGGCGCCCUGUUUUUGUCAACAGUUCUGGAAUCGAGCGUCUUAGAGCAAAACCACCGGCCAAACCAUUAUUACCAUACCUGUGUCCAGUGUGGUCGGCACAUGAUUGACUACCAUAGCUCCACCAGUUGGCAAAGUCUUGACAAUAUUCUUCUUUUCCACCAUAUCUUGUUUCACUGGUACAUAUACACAGUUGUUGACGAAACCUUGUGUCCCGAUCCUCUCCGAGCGCGCCUUCAGUGUGUAUGGCGUGGUAUCAGUGUGACACAUGAACCAGCUGUCUCGUCCCAGGAGUUCAUAAGCUCGACCGCGCGGUCCUAGCUUCUCGUGGAAUGUCGCGUCUUUUUCUACAGAAAGUCAAAACUUCAGUGUGCGUGUUGGUGGCGCACUUGUCACACACGUAAAAACGCACAAGUUGUAACAAACCUGCAGCAGACUUGUAGCAAUGCUGUUCCAACAACUUGUCAACAGGAUGUAUUCGCACUGUUUGUUCCCAGCUUGUUGACAACUUGCUACAAGGUUGGUGAGCUCAACAGACUUGUUACAAGUUGUUCCAACAACUUGUUACCGUCCUGCAAUUCAUCAAUUUGUCAACAAGUUGUGAGUGAUAACCUUGUAGCAACUUGAUAAAAUAACAGUAUUGUUACAACUUGUUGACACGAAGCUUGCUACAAGCCUGUCGCGAACACAUCUUGUUGACAAGUUGUGAGAUUUUUACAUGUGUAGUACAUGUGCCUUUGUGACCAGCGAUGCGAUGUCUCAUUAUAAGUCACUGUUAACAACUUGUAACAACCUUGUUGAUAUUGUCAGACUUGUUGUAAGAUUGUUCCAGCAAGUCCGAUACAGUCAUGAUAUAACAAUAUUGUUACAACCUUGUGUUGUAACAUUCUUGUUUAUUAUGACUCUAUCAGACUUGUUAGAACAACCUUGUAACAAGUCUAAUAAUGCCAUCAUGGCUUGUUACAAGUUGUUAACAGCUUGUUCCAAACUUGUUUCAACAACUGGGAACAAGCAGUGCGAACACAACUUGUCGACAGCUUGUGAACAGAUUUGUAACAACUUGUUUGCAGACCUGUAACAACUUGUACAUUUUUACAUGUGUAGAGGUUGCACGAUCGAACAAGUUGUUUUGUCAGAAAUUCAUUGCUAAACUACAUUGUUUGCUUGUUUAUGUUACGCAUUUUGUCUUUGAUUCUUUACUAGUAAAUCAGUUGAAAUCAAAGUCUUCAAAUGACUUUGUUAAGGAAAACAUAAGAUUAGAAUGUUGAUUAAUCAAUCCUUACUGAUAUGUGAAGAUAAAACUAGACAUGAUGGCAAGUGAAUUUUAUUUCGGACAACCAAUUUUCAUGUCUAACUUGCCCUCAUCGCAAGUGGGAAAAAUAGUUAAGUUACACCAUGGCUGAUGGGGCUAUUACUUAUAUGAUAAAUUAUAUUACAUUACAAUUUACUUACGAAAUAAUUCCGUGUCAUCGUUUUUUUCCAUAUGAAAUUUAUAAUUCUUAUAUCGAAGAUAGAGCCCUGGUUUUUGUAUCGAUUCUAACGAGACGGUAUUGACAUCGUUGUUUAGUCCUGGUCGUCUGACUUUGAACAAUGUUGGCGUGUUACUGAGCAUCGAGAACUUGGCCAGAGUGCUGAUGCCCAUAGCAUUGUGUUGUCGAGUUGUGGUAGGUCUGUAGCUUGCGUCUGUGGUGUAGAAUUUCUCGUACGUUUCUGAUAGCUUGGCUAAUAUAGAGAAAAAUAGAGGCAUGUUAGUGGAACAGUGUUUCAUUUUCAUGACAACAUAUGUCUUUACCCAACCUCAAAUAUCAGGUAUGAAAUAAAUACCCAAAUACCCUGGCCAAAAACUUUACAAAAGGAUACAAUUCAGUUGUCACUCAUUCUGUGACAUGAGUUUGAUGUAAACUGCUUGUGCAAUUUUCUGCAGUGUAAAGUUUCAUGUAGACAAGUUUCAUGUAGGCACAUGUAGUUUCUUUGGACACACCAUUUGCCUCCAGAGGAAUCGGAAAAUGAUCAAGAUAGUGAAUCUGAUUGAUUGAUUUAGAAAUUGUAUUGACUUAUGACUGUUGACACUGCUUUUUAGUCUUCAAUAUUUGAGCGAGUCAGCUUUGAAAAUGACAAUAAAUUGUUAUUACCCAACCCUUGAGUUGUUCUGUUUUUCAUUUACCCAACUUUUCACUCACCCAAAAUGUCAUUUGCCCAAUCCUUUUCACUUCGGUACCCCCCCCCCCUUCUCCUCCAGUUUGGAACUGAAUUGAGCUACUCAGCAUGAAGUAAAGUUGUUUUUAUAUAACGCAAAUCCCUUAUCAGCCGACAAUUUUAAGAAAUAGAAAAGAAAAUACUCCGAAUAAGCGAGGAUUUUCACCAACAGAGAGAUACUGUCAUGAUUUCGUCUUCGCGAUAUCAGUUGCUUGAUUUCGUUUGAAUUUUAACCAUCCGAGUAAAUCAGUUUUUCAAUUCAAAAGAAAUUGAGCUGAAAGUUUUGAUAUAGCGAUAUUUAUAGUUAUAGUUAUAGAGCGCGAAUAUUCUUGGAAAUAAUUUUCUUACGGAUUGGUGAACCAUGUUAAUUUGGAUAUAUUAUUUUGGCUAGUAAAACAUAUCGGGUUGUGAAGCAUAGCGAAAUGAAACGAAGCGGAAUAAACUGAUUAAUUUGUGCGAAGUUAACUACCGCAGAAUCGCUAGUUGAUCUAUGAUAAUGACUAUACUGUUGACACUUAAAAGCUGUUAACUUAUUAAGUUUUUGGUAAGAUAAAUAUGUACCAAACAAUAAAGUUUAAUUCUUUGAUAUUCAAUGUUUGAAAUUGCCUUUCGUUCAUGUAUAGAUAUCUUAUACUGUUAUUAUAACAUUGGCCCUUGCAAACAUUAUGUGCUGUAGUUCUGUGAUAUGAAAUAGAUUAUUACAUAAUUAUAAUAAUUGUUUUAAUUAAAAAUUAUGCUAGAGUAACCGACUGUAUAUUCUGAUAUACUCUUAUCGCUUGAAUUGUCAAUAUUUCUUUAUUUCUAGUUACAAAAUUACACGCCAUUUGGACAACGCCAAAAAACAUAACAAAGUCGUACCUGCUCCCAAAACUUCACAAAAGGCCAACAGAAACCCUGACCAAAGCAAAAUAUCCAUUUUCCAGCUUGGGAAUUUGUUGGAAAUUGUUAAGGUAAUUUAGUAUAAGGUAUAAAAUGUUUUCUAUGACAUGUUAACAAAAAUCGUUUUCAGAUAAGGCGUUCCGGUUCGCUUGAACUGUUUUUGACUUGCUUAUUAAACAACUGUGCUGGCACCUGCUAGCUUAAACAGUGGCUACCUUUGUCUCCAGUUUAUUUACGACAGAUAACGGGCGUAGGUGUAAACUAUAGACUCGGCGACUACGGCCGGUUGUACGAAGGCACGAUCGCAUGUGCUGUGCAGCGAAUAUAUAGUGCUGGAUUUUUCAACAUUUGUAAAAAUGCGCGAAAGGCUGUGAUAUCCCACAAUAAAUAUAAAAACUUUAAUCUAUGUGAAUAGUCAAUUUUAAUCUUAGUUUAUACGACACAACUUUGUAUUAUCUUGAUUUUGAACUAGACUGGGUGAUAAGGUGAUUGGCUCUUCUCAUAGAAAUAAUAGAUAUCGAUUAUUUCUAUGGUUCUCAUGCAUGCCUUUGCUUGGAAUAUUGAAGAGAUUUUAAUGUUUUUUAAGGUAUAGUUCAGACUUCAGAUACAAACCACAGCAGCCUAUAUACUGAAAAUCUUUGAUGCAUUUAGUUUUACUAAAGUUUAGUCUAGCAACACGAGUCUGCAAUUUUUCCAGCAAAAUUAUAUAGCCUUCCAACAAGCCAGCUUGCAGAAGAGUUGUGAUUGGUAGGAUGGGGGAAUUUCACCUGACAUUUUAUUAUUAUUAUUAUUAAAACUUGUUUUUAAAAAC